Hydatigera taeniaeformis is the source of this 2280-nucleotide messenger RNA. Lineage: Eukaryota; Metazoa; Platyhelminthes; Cestoda; Cyclophyllidea; Taeniidae. The record is from the annotation of a GenBank genome assembly.
AUGGACGAAAACAAGUUGUCGGCUUUAAAGAGGUGCUAUCCGACAUUCGUCCAAAGCCUGAACACCACCGAAAUUCUUGAUCAUCUUAUUGGUGGAGAGCACAUCUCCCGGGAUGAGUAUGAAAGGAUAACAACGAAGGUUACUCCCAUGGACAGGGCGCGAGCUUUCCUGGAAUUUUUAUUUGGAAAGUCGAAUGAGGCUUUUAAGUGCUUUCAAGAUGCUCUUUUACAAGAGCAGCCUUUUUUAGCCAAAACUUUAGAAGAACAACUCGAGAAGGUGUCAUUUUCAAAAAAUCGUCAGUUGAGUUUAACAGAUAUUCACCAAACUCUGCUGCGCGGUGCUGUCCCUGAUAGACCGACGGCUUAUAUUAAUCGACCACAGACGAUCGCUAAGCUUACUGACGGGUUUCGAUGGUUGGGUGGCAAAUUUCGGCCCAUCCCCUUGCUCGCACGUCAGGAUGGUUCACUGGACAACGAUACAACUUCUCAUUCCGACAUCCCUACUAAUGCUUGGUUCCUUGUUUACGGUCCACCCGGACAGGGAAAGUCCGUAAUGACUGCCGCUGUACUGCGGCAGAAUCGUCAACUACUAACUGAUACAUUCGCGGGAGGUGUUGUGUGGUUGCGAGUUGGGGAGAAGAGGGGAGUUGAGCAAAAUCAACAGGUGAUCGAUGUGCUUUCUGCCUUGAUCGAACAUGUGGAUUCUCUGCCUUCUCAGAGUAGGUGCAUAAGGCAGGGCAGUGAGGAUAAGAGGGAUGAGCCCUAUCGAAGCUGCGAAGGAGAUGUAAACAAGAUGACAUCAUUACUACACAAAUUGUUGAUAGCGCGCCAGUAUCGAAGUUCAGGGGUGCUCGAUACACACUCCGUUUCCCCUGCCUCCCUCCUACUCAUUGUCCUUGACGAUGUCUGGGACGAUUGUGUUGUCAGUGCUCUUGGUUCUCUCCCCGCCGCCUUUGUUGUCACCUCACGAGACAUGAGCAUACUUCAGCGUGUCCUCACUCCAGUCAAAAUGGAAAGCGUAGAGGCAGACAUGGACGAUGGCGAGGUUGCAAGUCUCUUGGCUACGCGUGCGUCGAUUUCGCGUGAGUACCUUGCAAAUACGGGAUUGUACGCAGAAUUGCCGGCAUUGUGUCGUGGCUCGCCUCUCGCCGCCUCCUUGCUGGGCGGCCUUCUCGCUUCCCCUACCUUCGAGCUGGCUCGUUAUCUUGGCCCACGCGGCUUUCGUAGUGCUACUGACGACGUCAUCAUUGAUUGGUCAAAGGUUCACUUCCCUUCCUGGUACACAUACGAAUCUCUCGAUGAGGCUGUCUCUGCAAGUCUCAACCGUCUUUCGAAAGUUGAAUUGGAGCGGUAUCGCCAAUUUGUGGUAUUUGAGGAUGACUGCUCUCUUACAGAGGACUGCAGACGAGAUGAUGGAAGUGGACGUAAUUUCUUCUCUGUUCCGAACCUGCAGUUAGACCUCCUUCGAACCACCGUUCCUACCAGGCAGCAGCAGAUCUGCCACUGUCAAUUCGUGGACAAUUACAAGACUCGUUUUGGAGGUCAGUGGAACCAACUGGCCGACUUCAAGUUGAUCCACACCUAUUUUUGUCGCUCAGUAGGGGAGCACAUGCUCAAGGCGGGACGGUUGAAUGGUCUUAUUGACCUCUUGACCGAUCUGCAGUUCAUUUGCGCCCGUCUUCUCGUUCUCGGCUCCUCCGCUGUCCUUGCUGACUUCCGGCGCUAUCGACCGGUCUUUCAAAGAGUUGGUCGUAUCAAUGAUUGGCACAUGUACCUUCACUUCCUUCAAACUACGGCCUAUCAGUUAAUAAACCCGGACAGACUGGUGCGUGAGUUGCAUCGACGCGCACGCUCACCGACACGUCCGGGGUCUCUGUGUGACGUGGGCGGUGGCGGCAGUGGUGGUAGUAGUAGUAGUGGAGGCGGAGGGCGGCAUAGCGCAAUGCAGACCAUGACUCCAGACGCGUUUGGGAUGGAAGGUGGUGUUUCAGGCGGUGGGUCUGGAGGCAGCUGUGGUAGCCACUAUCAUUUCUACCAUCACAGCUCGCCCUCGCCCCCUACUUUCCGUCGCAAUGACACCGUGGACCGCCAGCGCUGCGUCACUCGCCUUCCGCACAAGGACCUCAUGGUCAAGGGCCUCGAUCUCCUCCAACUUGGCCUCAUGUUUCCUCGUGAUAAUGCCGUCUUCCAGCAAUCCCUCAAUAUUCUUAAAGCCGUUGAUGCUGCUGCCUCCAAAGCUAGUAUCAUCCCACCUCCAAAGUACUAUUGGUAUUGGAGGUAG